Molecule: messenger RNA, 2562 nt
Organism: Nymphalis io (European peacock)
Lineage: Eukaryota; Metazoa; Arthropoda; Insecta; Lepidoptera; Nymphalidae
Gene: Orc2
Product: origin recognition complex subunit 2
Exons: 8
Coding region: 126-1745 (539 amino acids)
Biological process (GO): DNA replication
Cellular component (GO): nucleus; nuclear origin of replication recognition complex
Molecular function (GO): DNA replication origin binding
Source: RefSeq, a predicted model, not a curated record
AUAUACAAAUGAGUUUUGGCGGUUAUACAAAAAGAAACAAAAUUGUAAUUAUUUAGUUAGAAAUUUACAAUUUAGCAGUGAAUCCAAAAUUAGAAGUCACCCAAAUAAUAUAAAUUAUUAAAAAAAUGGAUCACCUUGAAGAUAACGAUGAAACUCUUGUGAGUCCUGAGUAUACACCAAGAAGAGUUACGAGAAACAGGACAAAACCAAAGAAAUAUGAUGAAUUCUUAAAUAUGACACCAGUAAAAAGAAAAAAUUAUACAUAUGUUGAAAGUUCUGAUGACGAUCUUCAAGAUAGUACUCCAAAACCUAAAGCACUCUUUGGCAAUGAUGACGUCGAUGGACAAGAUAUUUUUAAGUUCAAAUCCCGUCACACGAAAAAUGAUCUUCAUAAUAAGGCAAAGGCAGCUGUUAGUAGUACUAUAAACUCACCAAUGAAAACUCCAAGAAAAAAAUUACUACAUAAAGUUAAUGAGGCAACUCCAAAACAUGUGGUGAACAUUAUGAAGAAAAAAAUAAUUCAAGCAGUGCACAGUAACAGUUCGGACAGUGAUUUCUCUGGGAGUAGCAGUGAUUUUGUACCAGACAAGAGUGAUGAGGUAUUUGCUUCUUCAUCUUCCGGUACAGAUUCCGACGUUGAAGAAGAAGAUACGAACAACAAAAAAAACAAUGUUCAAAUUACAAAAAACAGAAAUAGCAGAACAAAGCCGAAGGAUACUGAGUAUUUUGUUACUCCCGACAACUAUUUUAUGAUGAAUUCUAGUAAAAAAAUUACAACGUCAGAUCAUACAUUAGCUAGACUAAAGAUGAUGAAUAUCAAUGAAAACAUGAAAGAGGUAGCAGCUUAUAUGUCUGAAUUACAUCGAGAUAAAGUUGGCGAUCUCGUGCAAACCUACGACCAGCUGUUUGACAGGUGGCUCUACGUUUUAAGUGAAAAUUUCAAUAUAAUUCUGUAUGGAAUCGGAUCGAAACGUGUAGUACUACAACGGUUUCAAUCAGAGAAACUUCAAGAUACGCCGUGUAUAGUCGUGAACGGUUUCUUUCCCAGUCUCACCAUUAAGAACAUUUUAGAGACAGUCGUUAUCGACUUCCUCGAGAACACGCACGUGCCGUCCAAUGUUGGAGACGUUGUGAGUUUGAUAGAAGCCCAGUUGGACGAGUUAGGUGUUGACUUAUUCCUUAUAGUUCAUAACAUUGAUGGUAGCAUGCUAAGGAAUUCUAAGGCGCAGUCCGUCUUGGCAAGCUUAGCGCAGUUGAAGAAUGUUCAUUUGAUUGCGACGAUCGACCAUAUCAAUGCGCCACUGCUAUGGGACCAUUCAAAACUCAGCAAGUUUAAUUUCACCUGGUGGGACGUGACGACAUUUUUGCCGUACGUGGAGGAGACGUCGUUCGAGAACUCGCUCAUGACGCAGCGCAGCGGCGCGCUGCAGCUGUCGUCGCUCAAGAGCGUGGUCCAGUCGUUGACGUCGAAUGCGAAGGGAAUAUUCCAAAUCAUUAUCCAGAACCAGCUUGAAAAUCAAAAACAAGUCCACUAUCAAGGUCUGCCCUUCAAGGAUUUGUAUUCAAAAGCUCGUGAGCAGUUCCUGGUAAGCUCAGAUCUUGCUCUAAGAGCUCAACUUACAGAGUUCUUAGACCAUAAAUUAGUUAAAAUUAAAAGGACCUACGACGGUAGUGAGAACCUUGUCAUACCCAUAGAAAGUUCUUUACUACAGCAAUUUUUGGAUCAACAAAGUAUAAUACAGUGAUAAUGUAUUUAGUUUAUAAUGGUUUUUUUUUGUAAUGAAUGUGUUUUUUUGUCAUCGCAUGUUUAUGUUAACAACAGAGUUUAUGUUUUUGAUUGAGAAAAAAUCCUAAUAUUUAGAAACCAACUAGAAAAAUAUUUUUUAUAGGUUUUACUCUUUUUAUUUUGAUAUUUUUCUAUAAAAGUAACAGUAGAUGAUGUAUAAAGUAUGUUUUUAGGAACGGAGUAUCUUCUUUAUAUACAAAAAAACUAGUAAACUUAAAAAGAGCAAUACUAUUUUAUUAAUGACUUUCCGUAAUCUUCGUAUUUCGACAGUUGUCGUGUUUUUACUACUAGUUUAAAAAUUUAAAAAAGUAUAUAUUUCCGAAUCAGAAAUGAGCCAUAACUCGAUUUUUAAAUUAAUAUUAGAAUGGCGAAAAACCGCUUAUGUCGCAGGCACGACGAUAAUUUGCAAGUACAUCGUACAUAUUAUAUUUUUUACAAAUAUUCAAGACUUCUACUUUUCAAAAAGUCCAAAAAUGUGUUACACAAUCUCAUGUUUCAUUCACUAAGAAUAUUUUAUUAUCAUAAGAGAAGUAGUUUAUUAACUCUAGUUUACAUGAAAAUCAAAGUGAAAUAACAUGGUACGUAGUUAUGAAUUUCAAUUAUUAGAUUCUGAGUUAAGUCAAAAAAUAAGUGUAACAACUACUGAUUAAAAUUAAUAUUCGACUGCCUAAGAGACUGAGAUGUUUAUGUCAUUAAUAAUAUAUAAGCACUGUUUGUUAGUAUUAUAGUGUAUUAUUAAAAUCAGCAUGGGAUAUAAUUACUUAAAACAUUAAUUA